Molecule: messenger RNA, 1683 nt
Organism: Leptonychotes weddellii (Weddell seal)
Lineage: Eukaryota; Metazoa; Chordata; Mammalia; Carnivora; Phocidae
Source: RefSeq, a predicted model, not a curated record
AGCGUUACCGGCGACCGCCAUGACAGAGCCUCGGCGCCGUCGCUCGGAGCCCGUCGGCUCUCUCCGGAAACUGCCGGCGAUGUUCGGCUCGCUCCGCCGUCCCCAACUGCUCCUGCCCCUGUGUGCCUCUGUGUCUUUGCUGGGUGGCCUGACCUUCGGUUAUGAACUGGCAGUCGUAUCAGGUGCCCUGCUGCCCCUGCAGCUUGACUUCGGGCUUUCCUGCUUGGAGCAGGAGCUCCUGGUGGGCAGCCUGCUCCUGGGGGCUCUCCUUGCCUCCCUGGUGGGGGGCGUCCUCAUCGACCAGUAUGGCAGGAGACAAGCCAUCCUCGGCAGCAAUGUGGUGCUUCUGGCAGGCAGCCUGAGCCUCGGCCUGGCUGGCUCCCUGGCCUGGCUUGUCCUGGGCCGCUUGAUGGCUGGCUUUGCCAUCUCCCUCUCCUCCAUGGCCUGCUGUAUUUAUGUGUCAGAGCUGGUGGGGCCCCGGCAGCGGGGAGUGCUGGUGUCCCUCUAUGAGGCUGGCAUCACCCUGGGCAUCCUGCUCUCCUAUGCACUCAACUACGCAUUGGCUGGUUCCCCGGGGGGAUGGCGGCAUAUGCUCGGCUGGGCCGCCGCACCUGCUCUUCUGCAGUCCCUCAGCCUCUUUUGUCUCCCUGCUGGGACCACUGAGGCUGCAGCCCACAAGGACCUCAUUCCUCUCCAGGGAGGUGAGGCCACCAAGCUGGGGAGGCCAAGAUACUCCCUUCUGGACCUCUUCAGGGCCCGGGAUAACAUGCGAGGCCGGACCAUGGUGGGGCUGGGGCUGGUGAUUUUCCAGCAACUAACGGGGCAGCCCAACGUGCUGUGCUAUGCUUCUACCAUAUUCCACUCAGUCGGCUUCCGUGGGGGCUCCUCAGCUGUGCUGGCCUCUGUGGGACUCGGCGCCGUGAAGGUGGUGUCCACCCUGACGGCCCUGGGGCUGGUGGAGCGAGCGGGCCGCAGGGCCCUGUUACUGGCUGGCUGUGCCCUCAUGGCCCUGUCGGUCAGCGGCAUCGGGCUCGUCAGCUUCGCCGCGCCCAUGGACUCCGGCCCAAGUUGCCUGGCCCUGCCCAACGCCAGCAGGCCGGCAGGCCUCCCUGGAGACUCGAGCCUGCCAGGGGCCGUCGUAAGUCCACUUCCACUGCCAGCGACCAGUGAGAACCAAGGGAAGCCAGUCCCCCCAACCUCUACGAAAAUCAAGCCUCAUCCCAGAGCUGGGAACCGCACAGCCCCUCCCCUGCCGGCCUUAGGCGCUGCCGCCCCUGCGCCCCGUUCUGCCCCCGAGCUCGCCCUGCUGCACUGGACCGCGCUGGUCUGCAUGAUGGUCUUUGUGAGCGCCUUCUCCUUUGGGUUUGGACCAGGUAGGUGGGAGUUCUCUGGCAGGAAACUCAGCAACCUCUACCCCACCCAGCGGAAAGGGUGGGGACCCUGUCAGUCAGGGUCUCAGAAGGACACUAGAGGGGGCCUGACCGCAAAGCCAAUGAAGCUUACGCUUUACGGCUCCUUGCCCACUUGCGGGCACUCCUUCCAAGGGCCUAAUUUUCUGUUUGUAGUUUUUUUUCUUAUAAAGGGCCCCAAAUUAUUUAAGCUUCUGGCCUCUUAAACUUGAAUUUGCCCCUGGAUAGGUCACUCAAAGGGUUUACUUGAGGGCGCCUGGGUGGCUCAGUCGUU